This is a messenger RNA of Mobula hypostoma (lesser devil ray), 3121 nucleotides long. It is a transcript of the gene chka, whose product is annotated as choline kinase alpha. Gene Ontology annotation, molecular function: choline kinase activity; ethanolamine kinase activity. Bases 355 to 1596 code for a protein of 413 amino acids. The record is from RefSeq and is a predicted model, not a curated record. NCBI's taxonomy places the organism in Eukaryota, Metazoa, Chordata, Chondrichthyes, Myliobatiformes, Myliobatidae. The transcript is spliced from 12 exons. Gene Ontology annotation, cellular component: cytoplasm. Gene Ontology annotation, biological process: CDP-choline pathway; phosphatidylethanolamine biosynthetic process.
UGCGCAUUUGGAGCUGUGUGGUCGGGGAGGACGGAUAUUGUCGAGCUCAUUUCUCAGUUAAUAGUGAAUAGAGUCGCUCAUUCUUUCUAGAGCUGCCGGUGUCUUCCUCUGCUGACGUUUCCGGUUAAAAAAGAAAAUAUUUUAAACUAUUUAAAAACAUUUUUUUGUUCUGUUUUCAAGCCUGAUAGCCCCCUCCGUAAAGUGUGGGUUACUGAAGUAAUUUUACCUCUUUUUGUCUUCCGGCCUUGAGUUUCUUGACGUUGCUGGAGUAAAGGCGAGGGGAAUUUGUUUCCAUUAGAUUCCCCCUUCCCGUUGUAAUUGUAAUUUCAUUUUGCCCUACCUUUACUGGUAUAAAUGAAAACGAAAUUCUCUAGCGCAGUGGACACAGGGAUGGGGCUCCUGAUCGCACAGAAUGGCCUCCGUGCUCAGCACGAAGAAACCACUGACUACAAAGCGGGAAAGCAGGACGUACCCGACCAGCAGACUAAGCAUAAAGCUUAUCUAUGGUGCAAAGAAUUUCUUCGAGGUGCCUGGAAAACGUUAACAGAGGAAGAAUUCCAAAUAAAUAUCCUAAGGGGUGGCCUUAGUAAUCUGCUUUUUCUGUGCUCGUUACCCGAUACUAAAAGCUGUGUAAAUGACGAACCUCGCUGUGUUCUCCUUCGAUUAUAUGGAGCAAUUCUUCAGAUGACCUGUAAUAAAGGGGAGACCAAACAGAAUAACCAGGAUGGAUUUAAUAUUCGGGGAACUGAAGCCAUGGUUUUGGAAAGUGUUAUGUUUGCCAUCUUGGCAGAGCGAUCCCUUGGUCCCAAACUAUAUGGAAUCUUUCCUCAGGGUCGUUUGGAACAGUUCAUUGCAAGUCGGAAAUUGGAGACCAGAGAACUGGCUAUUCCAAGUAUUUCAACAGAAAUAGCAAAAAAGAUGGCCACCUUCCAUAGAAUGACAAUGCCAUUUAACAAAGAACCAAAGUGGUUGUUUUGUACUAUGGAAAAAUAUUUACAGCAAGUGAUGCGAAUUAACUUCACAAGAGAAUCGCAUGUUGGAGCAUUCCACAAACUUCUUGGUUACAACCUGCCUGAGGAACUCGAGAAGUUAAGGUCUUUGCUUCAAGCAACCCCUUCACCAGUUGUCUUCUGUCACAAUGACUGUCAAGAAGGAAAUCUUCUGCUGUUGGAUAAUGCUGAGAACUCAGAUCAGAAACUGAUGCUGAUCGACUUUGAAUACAGUAGCUACAACUUCAGAGGAUUUGAUUUUGGGAAUCACUUCUGUGAAUGGAUGUAUGACUACAACUGUGAUGAAUAUCCAUUUUUUAAAGCUGACAUCAAGAAUUACCCCACCAAAAUGCAGCAGCUUCAUUUUAUUCGAGCUUACAAUGUGGAGCUGCAGAAUGACUUGGAAGUCAUGGAUGAAAAACAGAUUGCAAAAAUGGAGGAACAACUGCUGGAAGAAGUAAAUAGAUAUGCACUUGCAUCACAUUUCUUUUGGGGCCUAUGGUCUAUUAUUCAAGCUCGGAUUUCAACAAUUGAAUUUGGAUAUUUGGAAUAUGCUAUUGCAAGAUUUGAAACCUAUUUUGAACAGAAAAGGCAUCUAGGUGUUUGAAAUCUAGUGGAUGAUCCAGUGGUGUGAAGUGAAGACAGAGGAAGAAAAGUAACGCUGGCAGGGCCAAUUAAGGAAAGUCGCAGCAAUAUCCAGUAGAGAUCUGGCUGUGGGUAUUUGAUUCAUGUGGUAGAACAUGGAUUUAUAGUGUUAAAAAAAUCAACUUUAUGGAAUGCAAAAAGUUAUGUUUACUUUUUAGAGAUGCUUUAUAAAUAGAAUUUUAAAAAGCACAGUAAUGUAUUGUUAAAUCAAUACUAAAUGGUUAAUUGAUCCUUUAACUGGAGUAACUUUAUUUGCUAGAUAUUUGGUGAACAAAAUAUUGGAUAGUGUACAUCUAAAUAUUCUUCCAGCUGGAAAAUUUGACAUGUAUUUUUAAAAGCCUUUUUUUGAAACAUUACUUUUCUGUUUUUCAGCAAAGCUUAUUUUUUAGGUAAAGUAACAAUACGAAUGAGCCAUAGUUGAUUUAUUUGUUGAAAUACUUGCCUGUAAAUGUAGAUUAAAACACUCUGUAAUAAUUUAUUGCACUCUAAUUGGGAAGCAAAGCUGCUGAAGUUAAUUUUGUAUGUACACUAUUGUAUAAUUUUGCUUUAUUAAUGGUAUAAUACAUCUGACUGAUAUUUGAGCCAUAUAGGGCAACAGCACCCAAAUCCUAUUGAUUGAAAAGCUAGACGUUUAGCAACCUGGUGGGAUAGCUCUUUAAAUGCUUGUAUCUUCCCAGUCAUCUCCAAAUAAUCUUGCAAUAAGAUGGUCCAAGUUGCUAAUGAACCAGGAUGCCUGUCAGUGUUCUUUGCUGGUAUUCAUAUUGUUAGAUCAUUUGAACUUUUAAGUGUAGCCCUGAAGUUGGAUAUUCCAUCUCUGGUGUUUAGCUAGUGCAAAUCUAUACCUAUGUUUAUUUUAGAUGAGUAUAAGAGUGGAAAAUUGUAGACACACAAAUCUAAUUAACGGAAAGGUGUUAUGGACAGAACUUGAUCACUGAAAUGGGACAAUCAUUUCUAAUAUAAUGAGCUGAUGUAGUUUUUAAAAAAUCAUAAUUUAGGAUUAUAAGGCUUUGGCUGUUUUGAUUUUUUUUCAGUCUGACGUCAUACAUUUAGAUGCUUUGAAAGAAUGUGUUGCAUUUAUACUCUUAUAUACAAUAAUACUGUAGUGUGAAUAAAUAUAUUACAUAUUAAUGAUUUUGUAACAGGAGUUGCAAAUACAGUAAAUGAUUAAGCUAAAUCAAGGUUUCAAAGUUCAACAUUGGCAAGAUUCCAUUUGAGGUGAACAAGCAGGAAUUUGUACAAAGGCAGCUGUUCUGAGCUCAUGCCAGAGUAGAAUUUCCAAUCCCGAUACAUCAUUUUCUAACAUUUAUUCAGAUUAGCUAUUCUGCAGUUUCAUACACUGUUUAGUUUCCAAGCCAAUCAGAUUGUGAAUUUCUGUACAUAAUGAGUAACGAUGACUAAUGUUUAUUGGUAAUUUAGUAUUUUAUUACUUAUUGUCUGUAACUCAGUUGGUGUGCUCACAUAGGUCAAAUAAACUAACAUCUGACUUC